GUGUGCUUCAGAGUUUGCUAGUCUCAUAUCAGCAUGAAGCCCAGUUCUGGGCCUCGCUUUGGCCGGCAGCAUUUUCCAGUUGUUUAUGUGACCCGUUUUGGUAAACACUGCUGUGGCACAAAGAUUCACUCUGGUGGCAAAAGCCCCCCUAAGAAAGUGGCCCUGGCAGAGCCCCAUUCCCGCCUUACAAGCAAAGCUUCUUCCGUUACUCUGGACAAAAGAGGCUCAGGGGGUGUCGCCCCUUGGGGCCAAAGGAGGCGCCAUGGUUUUGCAGCUGGGGCCGCUCUGACGAUGCAAGUCCAAGGAAGCCGGACCAGCCGUCGACAGCCACCGAGCGAAGGCCAGAGCAUCAGUGUGGCCAAGCCCCCGAGCCAAGAAGCUUCUGAGCUGCCCCCUUCAAGGAAGAAAGGCUGGGGAAGCAAACGGGGGGCAGCGCACUCCACAAUCUCUGGUACUCAGAAAUGCCUGGGUAUCAGCACAACCCAGAAUUUAUCUGACAUAGCACACUUUCCCAAACUGCUGCUCUCCAGAUGUAGCCAGGAAGAGAACAGAGGAGAUGAGUUUGAAUUCUCUGCUUCCAAGGAAAAUGUUAAUCAAAUGACCAGGGAGCAAAAGAAAAAGUCUGCAGUGUGGUCUGAAGUAUCUGAAGUAAUUUCUAAAAUGGUAGAAGAAAAUGGAUACUUUAGGAACAGAUUGAUGUCUUAUUGUCAUUUUUCAAGUGAAGGUAGAGAGAUAAAUCAGAAUUUGCAAAGUGAGAUUUCUUGUAUUGAGACAGAUGAGGCAAUUUUUGGAUGGGUAUAG
Molecule: messenger RNA, 801 nt
Organism: Candoia aspera
Lineage: Eukaryota; Metazoa; Chordata; Lepidosauria; Squamata; Candoiidae
Exons: 5
Coding region: 34-801 (255 amino acids)
Source: RefSeq, a predicted model, not a curated record